AUGCAAUAUUUGGACGUAUUUCGGAAAGAAGAAGGAAGGAUUUGGACAAGAAAACCAUGUCCAUCCAUAGACGACGGAAUCAUCGUUCGAGUGAGUCACAAAGUCUUAGAAACCAGCACAUCUUUUCCAUCCCGCAACAUCCGUUUCCUCCAUGCAGCCUUCGACAGGGUUGGCGAAAGAUUUAUUGCAGGAGAUCACCAGGGAAAUAUUUACACUUUCAACCUCAGUAGAAAUUGGAUGACUUUAGUAAAGAAAACAAAGAUUCCACUGACUGCAAUUGCUUAUACUUUGAGGAAGAAAAGUGAAUUCCUUGUCGCCUUGGCUGAUUAUUCCCUUCGUUGUUAUGACACAGAAACCAAAGAGAUUGUUGCUGAGAUGAAAGGUCACCAGACAGCCAUAAACCGUAUUUCUGUCCACAUGAGUGGACGCUAUGGUAUUACUACAUCCAUUGAUGAUGCUAUCCUCUGGGACCUUGAAAAAUUUGAACGACUGAAAAAACUGAACAUUAACGAAAACAUUGACAUUACAGAGGUUUUCUUUCUUCCUUUAAGCAACAUCAUCUUGACGUGCUUCAAGGAUGACUCAAUUUUUGGCUGGGAGCUGGACUCGCUUACCUGUAAAUUUGAACUUCCAAUCCCUGCUGGCAAGAAGCCCCGGUACAGGACGCUUGUAUCAAGCAGUAACGGACGUACCCUUGCGGCUGCUGGACGGUCUCGUUUCAUCAAUUUGUUUGCCCUUGACACUCGAACCCUUUUUCGCGUCAUUGAGCUGCCGAAUAAAGUAACUUUUGUGAAACAGCUUGUCUUUCUGCCAGAAAAGUUUGACAAUGGCUCCAGCCAAAUUCUUGGUGCUCUCUGCCAAGAUGGAAUCGCACGCUUCAUGAAUAUCACAUCUUGUAAACUCCUCUUCGAUGUGGGCACGCUGGAAUCCCGUGUCCACUUUUUGGUAAUCAGCCCUGGGGGCAAACACAUGCUGGGUUUGAUGGACUCAGGAGACAUGAAUAUUUACAGUCUGGCCACUCUAACCUGUGAGGUGAACAAGCCACCACCACCUGUUGUAAAAGCGGUUAGAGGUUGCUCGAUUUUAGAAGACUCUGAAAAUAGUCAGUUACUGAGUAAAAGUUCCAGAAAAACAUUUUCUUCUGAGGAAAAUGUGUUUGAAGAUGGCAUUGACAAAGAACGUUUAUAUCGAAUUCUACUCGGUCAUGGUGAAUAUCCAUCAAAAUACAGGCUUUUCAUCUGGCGAUCUCUUCUUCAACUGCCGGAAAACCACCUUGCGUAUGCUGCAUUGGUUGACAAAGGAAUCCACCCAGCAUUUGCCUGUUUGCAUGAGACAUACCCAGUGAAAAGUAGGAGAUUACUUAGACUUCUUCAAAGAGUUUUGUCAGCUCUUGCUCAUUGGUCACCCAUUUUGGCAGAGACAAAGUACCUUCCAAAUAUAAUUUAUGCCUGGCCGCUUCUUGAGAGUCUUUUCACUGAAGUGCUCACAAAAAAUGAAUGGUUGUGCAUGUGGGACCAUGUACUUAGCAAUCAUCCAUCGUUUCUCUUGCUCCUUGUGGCUGCAUAUAUCUUGAAGGCCCGUUCACCAUUGCUCAAGUGUGUCGAAUUAGAAGAUUUCAAGUAUUACUUCAGCCACCAAAAUGCUGUUAAUGUGCAAAAAGUGAUAAAAACUGCAUAUCACUUGAUGGAAACGACUGACGAAGACAUCCAUCCACGGAGAUUACUCGAAGGUUUUGUCCCACUCACCAAGGGCCAAUAUCCAGUGUUUAACAAAUAUCCAAAAUUCAUUGUCGAUUAUCAGAAACAAGAACGAGAACGUAUCCAACAAGAAGAACUCGAGUAUUUACGCCAAAGGCAGCUGUCUUUGGAAAUCCAGAAAGCCACUCUGCAUCGGCAACAAGAGGAGGAAGCCUGGUACCGACAACAACAGCUGCUGCUUGAUGCCGAGGCAAAACGACGCAAAUUAAUCAAAGAAGAGGAAGGGAAACUAAUGAUGCAACGUCAAAGAUUGCAGUCUAUGAAUCGAGAAUCCAAAAUCCAGCAGCUAAAUCUACUUGAUGACGUACGGCGGAAAUUCCUUCAUCUUUUGCGUCAGCAACGAGAGAUGGAACUCAGGAGAUUGAAUGACAAAGUUGUUAGUCAGGAAAAAGACAAAGUUCGAGAUAUGGAUGCUGCUUUGAAUGAAGCUGAAAUUAAAAACUUUGAACUGGAACUGCAAAAGCGACUUUAUGAGCAGGAAAUGCUACGGGAAUACAUUCAGUCAUCAAACACCCUGAAGAUGGAUGAAGAAGUCUGUCGAAACCAUGAAGAACUGGAGCACAAGAUCAUAGACUGCAUGACAGACCUUUUGGGUGAUAAGAAAUGUCAGGAAGCUGUGUCUCGGAAAGUCCAAGCAGAUCUACAGAACAAUCCCGGAUUAGUGUCAGCCAUGUUUGGACCAGAGAAAGAAAAUUAUUCUGAAGCCCAAACUAAUGCCAAAAAUCCCAAAUCACCAAUUCUUACAGAGAUAAAUGGUAAUAGUGCCACCACCAAGAAAGAUCAAUAUUUGGAUUUUGAUGAAGAUGACAAUCUUUCCGAUAUUAAUGAUGCUAUUUCUAAAUUCUCGUUCAGUCCUGACCAGAGGCGAGUGCAGACAGAAACCAAAUUCAUGAAUGAAGUCCGUCUUCUAAGGCAGCGUUUAGCCAGAGAGAGUCGCUUGAAGAAACCGCCACCAUGA
Acanthosepion pharaonis is the source of this 2715-nucleotide messenger RNA. The record is from the annotation of a GenBank genome assembly. Lineage: Eukaryota; Metazoa; Mollusca; Cephalopoda; Sepiida; Sepiidae.